This is a messenger RNA of Ipomoea triloba (trilobed morning glory), 2680 nucleotides long. RefSeq lists its product as uncharacterized. The transcript is spliced from 3 exons. The record is from RefSeq and is a predicted model, not a curated record. The coding region runs from base 388 to 2454 and encodes 688 amino acids. Lineage: Eukaryota; Viridiplantae; Streptophyta; Magnoliopsida; Solanales; Convolvulaceae. Gene Ontology annotation, molecular function: protein phosphatase regulator activity; protein phosphatase 1 binding. Gene Ontology annotation, cellular component: plasma membrane.
AGUAAACGCAAACGCAAACGUAAACUCCGCCUCUCCUGUCCUGUCCGCCUUCGUAUGUUGGUUGCACCGUAGGCGUAGCAGUCGAUCACCGCCCAACGGAGGGAACCCACACCGUAUAUUCUGUCUUUGGCGCCAGAUCUCUCAUCUCCCUCCAUACUUAAAAGCUGCUUUCACAUUUCAAGAGGAAUCUCUCCUUUUCAUAGACCCUUAGCUUGUACCUUCUCUUCUCAUACGCUGUUUGCCUGUCAGUCUCCUCGCAACAAAACAAAACAAAAGCAAAAAAGCUUUACCAAAAGUUGAAGUAAAGUGGACUUUACAAACAGCUAUUUCAAUUCAAGAGAAAGAUAAUACUUUGUUUUGUUGGUGAAUUUGGUAUACUUGUUUGCAAUGUCCCCAACCUACUUUCCUCUCCGGUGGGAGAGCACUGGUGACCAGUGGUGGUUUGCAUCCCCGAUUGACUGGGCAGCUGCCAAUGGGCACUAUGAUCUGGUCAGGGAACUUCUUCGGCUGGACAGCAAUCACCUUUUCAAGCUCACCUCACUGCGCAGAAUUCGUCGCCUCGAGACUGUAUGGGAUGAUGAAGCACAGUUUCACGAUGUUGCCAAGUGCAGGUCUCAGGUUGCAAGAAAGCUGCUUAUAGAGUGUGAGAACAAGAAAGGCAAAAAUUCUCUUAUAAGAGGAGGAUGUGGUGGAUGGCUGCUGUAUACUGCUGCCUCUGCUGGGGACUUGAGUUUUGUCCAAGAAUUGCUUGAAAGAGACCCCCUGCUUGUCUUUGGUGAAGGAGAAUAUGGUGUCACUGAUAUAUUAUAUGCUGCUGCGAGGAGUAAGAAUUCUGAUGUCUUUAGGACUCUUUUUGAUUAUGCUGUUUCCCCAAGGUUCUUAUCAGGUAAUGGCAAAGAGCUGGAAGAACAUGUUGGUGACAUUCCAUCGGCUUACAAGUGGGAGAUUCAGAACAGAGCUCUUCAUGCUGCUGCUAGAGGAGGUAAUCUCGGGGUUCUGAGGGAGCUUCUAGCUGAUUCUUGCGGCGAUCAUGUGUUGGCUUACAGAGAUAUACAAGGUGCCACCAUCUUACAUGCAGCUGCAGCUCGAGGCCAAGUCGAGGUAGUCAAAGAUCUUAUAGCAUGCUAUGACGAUAUCAUCAGCUCCACAGACAAUCAUGGGAACACAGCAUUACAUGUUGCUGCUGCUAGGGGCCAAUUAGCUGUAGUUGAAGCCCUUACUGUUGUGUCACCCUCGUUACUCAAUUCCACAAACAAAGCUGGAGAAACAUUUCUUCAUGUUGCGGUUACUGGUUUCCAAACUCCUUGCUUUCGGAGAUUGGACCGUCAAAUUGAGCUGAUGAAGCAAUUAGUAAGUGGAAGGAUCUUCAACAUUGAAGAAAUUGUGAAUGCAAAGAAUAACGAUGGCAGGACUGCACUUCAUUUGGCCAUCAUUGGUAACAUUCAUUCUGAGCUUGUGGAGUUGCUUAUGACUGUCCGCUCUAUGGAUGUGAAUACUCGGGAUAAGGAUGGAAUGACACCGCUUGAUAUUCUGAGGCAACGUCCACGCUCAGAAUCAUCAGAGAUAAUUACGAGGCAGUUGAUUUCUGCUGGAGGGAUCUUCAGUCAGCAGGAAUAUGCGGCGAGAAGAGUUGUUGCUUCUCAUUUAAGGAUGCAAAGCAUGGGAGGUAGUCCUGGCACUUCUUUCAGAAUCUCUGACCCCGAAAUAUUCUUGUACACAGGCAUUGAGAAUGCGUCAGAUGGGAGCGAGGGCUUGAACACUUUUACAACCGAAGCGAGUCAACGUGACUCAACUGUGGAAAGCCUUGGUCACAGAAGUAGUAGUAAACCUGCAGGCCCUGCAAAUUAUGCCACACAACGGCUGAAAAGUCUCCUGCAGUGGGCAAAGAUUAAAAAACGAGAUACUGAGAGACAUAAGAAGAAAACAGAAGAAGUUCAUCAUCAAAGUCCAGUGGACAAUAAUUCAGAAGGCACACCAAUCCCUCUGCGCCAGAGAUUCUCCAAGCCUUCCAGUCUUCCAAACAACAAGCGAUCACUUUGUGUUAGGAGUAACCUCCCAAGUCCAACAGCAAAGAAGAGAUUUGCUUCGGGGUUGAUAAACGGUGUAAUGCAGGCCAUGAAUGUCCCUCGUCGCUCAUCUCGUUCAAGUUCGUUAUCAAUAUCAUCUCUGUCAUCACUCGAGUCUUCUUCAGUAGACAAACAAAAAGCAGUCCACAUUGAGAGUGAGAUUGCAGGAGGAGGAGGUUCUUAUUAUAACGAAGCUGAGAAUAAGGGAGGGGAGAGAGAUCCGAUUGAGAAGCAGCAUGGGAACAGAAGGUCGUCUUCGUCAGUGAACCAAUACUUUUGCUUUGGUGGUCCACCAACAGCAACAGGAGGACAAGGUCUGAAGGCUCCUCCUGCUGGGCUGAUGCAGCCAUUUGAAAUUUAUGAACGCUCCGUUUUAUCGACUGCUUGAUGAAUCCGGAUAUGGGUGUAAGAAAAAAAGACAAAAUACUAGUAAUUUCUGGAGGUCAGUGAACCUUAGCUUGUUACUGUACGUAGUUCUUUGCUUCUUAAUCUAUAUGUUGGUUAUGCAUGUUUGUAGCUAGCUCAGCUCCCCCCCAGUUAUUAAGUACGUACUACAUGAUGUUUAGUGACAUUUGGGCGAUAUUAAAUUUCAAUACAUUGGUAAAUUAAAAGUA